Molecule: messenger RNA, 883 nt
Organism: Castor canadensis (American beaver)
Lineage: Eukaryota; Metazoa; Chordata; Mammalia; Rodentia; Castoridae
Gene: Emp3
Product: epithelial membrane protein 3 (MAM blood group)
Cellular component (GO): plasma membrane
Source: RefSeq, a predicted model, not a curated record
GCCUCAACCCUCCUACUGGCUGCAGACCUCAGCUGGGCGCGGUAUGGGUGGGUAUAAAAGGUUCGGUAUAUAUUGAGAGGAGCAGAGAAAGAAGAGAGAGAAAGAGGCGUGAGCAGAAGAAGGGACAGAGAAAGUUAUCGGAGGGAAGGAGGGAGCAGGUCGGAGGGAGAGCUAGUGAGGGAGGAAGGGAGGGAGGCCAGGGAGGCGGGGGCCUCGAGGGGGUGGAAGGAGGGAGGAGAAAGGCGGGGCACGGAGGCCCGAUCGAGGACAAGACUCCAACCCUGACUUUUUUCGCGGCUCUCGGCCUCCAGCACAGCCAUGUCGCUCCUCCUGCUGGUAGUGUCUGCCCUUCACAUCCUCAUCCUCAUCCUGCUUUUUGUGGCCACUUUGGACAAGUCCUGGUGGACCCUCCCCGGGCAGGAGUCCCUGAAUCUCUGGUACGACUGCACAUGGAACAACGACACCAAAACGUGGGCCUGCAGUAACGUCAGCGAGAAUGGCUGGCUGAAGGCGGUGCAGGUCCUCAUGGUACUUUCUCUCAUCCUCUGCUGUCUGUCCUUCAUCCUCUUCAUGUUUCAGCUGUACACCAUGCGACGAGGAGGGCUCUUCUAUGCCACCGGCCUCUGCCAGCUUUGUACCAGCGUGACAGUGUUUUCGGGUGCCCUGAUCUAUGCCAUUCACGCCGAGGAGAUCCUGGACAAGCACCCGCGCGGAGGCAGCUUCGGCUACUGCUUCGCCCUGGCUUGGGUGGCCUUCCCCCUCGCCCUGGUCAGCGGCAUCAUCUACAUCCACUUGCGGAAGCGGGAGUGAGUCCCGCCCCGCCCUGCAGCCCCGCCAGGAAGCCCUCGCCUACCCUCCAGAAAAUAAAAGCGUUAAACCACGG